This is a messenger RNA of Mesocricetus auratus (golden hamster), 4654 nucleotides long. It is a transcript of the gene Ttc19, whose product is annotated as tetratricopeptide repeat domain 19. Gene Ontology annotation, biological process: mitochondrial respiratory chain complex III assembly. Lineage: Eukaryota; Metazoa; Chordata; Mammalia; Rodentia; Cricetidae. The record is from RefSeq and is a predicted model, not a curated record. The transcript has 10 exons. Gene Ontology annotation, molecular function: protein binding. Bases 35 to 1120 code for a protein of 361 amino acids. Gene Ontology annotation, cellular component: mitochondrial inner membrane.
UCUGCUGGCGGAGCGCUGAGGACGCGUCGUCGGUAUGUUCCGGCUGCUGCGCUGGCGCCUGGGCCGAACCCUGCUGCGGGCCGCGGGCCGGCGGUGCGGAGGCUGCGCCGCGCGCCUGCUGCCCGAGCGGGCUGGCGACACGGGGCCGGGCGCCGAGGGGCGGCCGAGCCGAGGCACGUCGGCGCGGGGGCAGGGACUGCUGCCGCUGUUGGCAGCGCUCGCCUGGUUCUCGCGGCCCGCAGCGGCGGCGGAGCAUCCGGGAGAGGACACGGCAGACGAGUCGGAGGCUGAGAUCAUCCAGCUGCUGAAGCGAGCUAAGUUGAGCAUCAUGAGAGAUGAGCCAGAAGCAGCAGAGCUGAUUUUGCAUGAUGCUCUUCGGCUUGCGUACCAGAGCGAUAACAAGAAAGCCAUCUCUUACACUUACGACUUGAUGGCCAACUUAGCAUUUAUACGAGGGCAGCUUGAAAAUGCAGAACAACUUUUUAAAGCAACAAUGAGUUACCUGCUUGGAGGAGGCAUGAAGCAGGAGGACAAUGCAAUAAUCGAAAUCUCUCUGAAGCUGGCCAGUAUCUAUGCUGCUCAGAAUAAACAGGAAUUUGCCCUUGCUGGCUAUGAAUUCUGCAUUUCAACUCUAGAGGAAAAAAUUGAAAGAGAGAAGGAAUUAGCAGAAGAUAUUAUGUCAGUGGAAGAGAAAGCCAACACCUACCUUCUCCUUGGCAUGUGCUUAGAUUCUUGUGCACGCUACCUGCUCUUCUCCAAGCAGCUAUCACAGGCACAAAGGAUGUAUGAAAAAGCCCUGCAGAUUUGUCAAGAAAUACAAGGUGAAAGACACCCACAGACCAUUGUGCUGAUGAGUGACUUGGCUACUACUCUGGAUGCACAGGGCCACUUUGAUGAUGCCUACAUUUAUAUGCAGAGGGCGUCCGAUCUGGCGAGAGAGAUAAAUCACCCUGAGCUGCACAUGGUGCUCAGCAAUCUGGCUGCCAUCUUGAUACACAGAGGACCCCAGGUUAAAAUUCCCUGCAACCUACAUGGUUAUUCACAACCUUCUGUAACUCCAGUUCAAGUGGAUUUAACAUCCUCUCUAGCACAAGAGUUCUCAGUGAUGCAUCACAAGUAGCAGCAGAACACUGAAAUAAAAACCUUACCUGAAUGAGGUGAUGGGUCCCCUUCAUCUCUCCGUGUGUCACUGCCGGUCAUAACUGAGGUGCUGGCACUACCAGGCACAACUCCUACAGGUUGAGGCAUGACAACACCAUGAUCUUCAACUUUAUCAUCAAAACUUCCCAUGAGAGCCUUUCUGAUGAUGUCUUCUAGACCAAGAUUACUGGCAGGAUCAGCAAAAGAAUGGCUUCUUGAGCUAAUUGCACCUGAGGAGACAAGGCAGUGUAUUGCUGCUGCUUUCUGAGGCAGAUCAUAGCAGAGUGAAACGAAGAAAGAACCUGGGCUCUCAACACUCAGACACUGCUGAGGAUGACCUAGCAUGAUGCUGAGAAACUUCAUAGUUAAAUGCAGGACUCAUCAUGGUCAUUCCUACUACUACUUUGCUGUGCUCACUCUGCAGCAAGUAUUUACAACUCUUACCUGAUGUAGUAACUGCUGGCAGAUUGAAGAUCUCAGUUCCUGGCUGUGCAGCUGCUAAAUUCAAACAAAUCUUUAGGUUAACUGAGAUGAGAUAAUAAUGAUACAAAGUCUCAAGAAAUUCUAGAAUAAAAUUAACUUCUUGAUUUUUCUGUAUUUAAUUUAUGUGGAAAUGAAAAUUCUUGGGGCAGGGAAGAUAUUAAGAAAUAAAAAAAUCAGGUCAGGUAGAAAACUCAAAACACAAAUAAGAUAAAUCACGAAAGAAAAAGAGAUGGUACAUUGCUGAGGGCAAAGCAAACCAACAGGAGAAAGUCAUUCCCAAAACAGGAAUUCAGGCUUCCAAGGAAUGGAGACUUGAACUUCAGACACCCCUGAAAUGUAUCAAUAGUCAAGUUUGAAAGUGUUUAAAAUCCACCUCAGUGGAUGGAUAGUUUAGAAGCAACUCGCUACCAGAGCUAAGUGGAAAUUUUCUGCACUCAGGAUAUUCCCUGAAUGAAAAAAGAUUCUGCCUUGUUCCAUCAUUGAUUCCUGGCAAGUAUGCAAUUUAUAAUUUGCAGCUUAACUAAAAAUGAAAUGAAAACUACCUAUAAAACAUUUUGUGCCAGAAGGGGAAGGGACUUGGAGACACAAGUUGUUUCUAUCAUGCCUUCUUAUUUGCUGCUGAAAAUGUUAAAAGGAAAAAAUAAUUUUGGAAGUAAGAAGAUACCUAAAUGAUAUCUGAGCACUAUACACUAUGGGUGGAUAGACUUUUGCCUAAGUAUGAGAGCUAUUUAUGAAGAACAUAUGUGCCUAGAAAUUAACAUUCUUGAUCAGAGCAGUUUAAGACUAGGGGGAGAGCACACGACAUGACAACCCUAAUAGGAGGGACUGUAGAACAGUGACUACAGGCAAUCUGACUUCCAAAGACAACACAAUCUGAAAUAACUGUUUGUAGCUUAGUGAACCAUUACUGACUGAACCAUAAUAGAGUAAAAGCAAUAAAAGAUGAUCCCAUGAGAGAGGGUGUGGUAGCACAUGUAAGCCUAGCACUUGGGAGGGAGAGGCAGAACUUCUGUGCCAGAACUACAGAAUUUAUGAUGAAUGUAAUUCAAACAGUAGUAAUACCAAACACUCAGAAUGAGGCUCUUCCUUCACUUCAGAGCUUACAGUUAAGUGUGCUGCUUUCGUGUAUAGAGCAGAAUGCCCUGAUAACUUAGUAAAAUGCCAUUUUCUGUUUGUUUUUAAAAAUAUAGAUAGGCUCUUAAGUAGCUGUGGCUAUUUGGAACUUCCUGUAGACCAGGGUGGCCUCCACUCUCCCCCAUUUUCUAAAUUCUUGGGGCCUUAAAUUUACAUACUUAAUAAGCCCUCAGAUAGUCACAAUGCAGUGUGAGGCCUCAUGUCUUAAAGUAGAUGUGACAGUUGCUUAUAAAUGAUAAGAAAGCACCUGCGAACUGACUUAACAGAGAAGGACAAGAAAAUAGAACAUUGAAGUUAACCGGUUAUGAAGAUUAGGAACUUAAUGUCGGGAGCAGAGUGGGUGUUCAGUUUUAUAAAAGACCCAGUAAUAUAUUCUAGAUAAAAUAAGAAGCUGGACCAGGUUGUGGCAAUACAUGCCCUUGAUCUCAACACUCAGAGGAUCUUUGUGAGUUCCAGGCCAGCUUAGUCUACAAAUCGAGUUCCAGGACAGCCAGAGCUGUUACACACAGAAAGCCUGUCUCAAAAAAACUAACAAAAUCUGAACUUCAGACACAAGUUCAUAGGUUUGUAGUAUGAAAUUCAGUUUUAAAUGCCCCCAAAUCACAGUGUGUAAGGGAAAAGAUAUUGAAAGCCCUGGAGAAAACAAGGACCAGGCUGAGUUGAAGAAACUAGAAAUGGCCCAAAACGUCACCAUCUAAGGCAACUGAAGAACUAACUCUACAAAAAGGACUGUGACAACUGUGAAGCCACCAGUAAAGUGAGUGCUAAAAAACACCACCACUGAUCUGUCCCACAGGGUAACAAAUUGAGAUACCAAGUCUAAGCAGUUUUCUUAGUGUGGGUGGCUUUUGGGUUGUCAACUAUUUGCCAGUAAAGAUUCAAUGGUAUCCUAGAACCACUGGUUAUUUAAAUUCCUUUUUCUUUCUUUUUUUUUUUUUUGUUUUUUUUUUUUGUUGUUGUUGUUUUGUUUGUUUUUUAAGAUAGGGUAUCUCUGUGGCUUUGGAGGCUGUCCUGGAACUCGCCCUGUAAACCAGGCUGGUCUGGAACUCAGAGUUAAAGCAUCUUGAGUGCUGGGAUCAAAGGUGUGUGCCACGAACACCUGACAUAAAUUCCUUUUUCUAUAGUCAGAGCUUUUACAAUAAUAAAUAAUGAAAUUGAAGAAAAAAAAAAAAAACAGGUUUCUAGGGCUGAAGAGAUGGCUCAGUGAUUAAGUGUUCUUCCAGAGGGCAUGGGUUUCAUUUCCAGCAUCCAUGACAACAUACAGCCAGCUGUAAAUCCAGUCCCAUUGGAUACAACGCCCUCUUCUGUCCCUUGUGAGUAUGGCACACCUGGUUCACAAACAUGCAGGCAAAAACACCCAUACACAUAAAAAUUAAAAUACUGCAGACUCUAACACAAUUUUGUUAGUUUUGGCCUUAAGGCUCCAACACACUAUCUCCUACCAGGUUUUCCUAGACACUUGUGAGACCAGCCAUCAACAUAGAUCUCAGUUUAGUAAAUGCCUGCCGAGGACAGUGUGAAAAUACCACCAAUAAUGAACUCACAGCAUGCUCUGUCAAGAAUUUCCUCCGCACUAGUCAGGCAAGACAAAAGGAUAGAGAGUGAAAUGGUUCCCCCAACAACCUGUGUGUCCAUAUGCUUGGGAAGGUCAUCUCUAAGUUAAGAAACUGUAGAGGGACUGGCUGCUCUUCCAAAGGUUCUGAGUUCAAUUCCCAGCAACCACAUGUAAUGAGAUCUGGUACCCUCUUCUAGCCUGGAGGUAUACAUACAGGCAGAACACUACAUAUAAUAAAUAAACCUUAAAAGAAAGAGAGACUGUGUACAUGAAAGCACUGAUUUGUUUUGCUGGUGAUCUUUGAAGAACUAUAAAUAGAUGAAACAGUUGAAGAAAUCAAAA